UUACUUCUAAGACUAGUUAACUGCAUAGGGUUGAAAAUUUUCUUUUGGAAGCCUUUUGUUCAGUCUUCAGGAGCAAAUUGUUGGAGCUUUGUUAUCUGUCACAAAUCCUUACUGAUUUGAACAGGACUUUAAAAUUCACCUUUUGUUGUAGCUUCUGAUUUUUAUAUUCUGAGGCCUAUAACCACUUCAGUUUAUGCCUUAGGUGACCCGGUGAAAGAAGAAAAUGAAAGGCACUAAGAAAAGUCUUACAGAAGAGUAUCUCUACCUGGACUUUUCCCACCAAGCAGAAGGAUGCAUCUUCCCUCUUCAUACAUCUGUAACUUUAUUUUUGUUAUCCUAUUGUGACUGCAAAAUCUUUAAAGUUUACUUAGUCCUCACCAAAGAGAGCGCAGAUAGUUCUCUGCUAAAAGGUGCUGUGUCCCAGGAUAUCGAAAUCCAGAUUACUUCAAGGCAGGAACUUCCACCAAUAGUCCAGAAUUGCCGUUUACCUGCGGUGGUGCAGCAACCAGGCAACUUCUGUAGAGCAGGGCUUGCCGUUGUACUAAGACACACGAUCCAGAAGUCAUACGAAGCAGACCCCUCGAAGAAGGACAUUCUGGAACUUCUGGGUUUUAAAAAGACUUGCUUGAAAGCCUGUGCUGAGGUGAGUCAGUGGACCCGGCUGUGUGAACUCACCAUCCCUCUGGCUGUUGAGAAUUUCCUCAGUGAGUCUUCUGAGCAGUCCCCAGCCAUCCCUGCAGAAAUCCUGCAGCUGGAGAGGAAGCUGGCCGAGCCCGUGAGGGUGGCCAACGACGACAAGCUGCGCAGGCAGAAGCUGCAGCAGCAGACAGCGACUAGGGCGCCCCUCACCAAGGGGCGAGCAAAGGGCAAGGGCCACACGCAGGAAGCCUCUGAGGAGCUGGCCGCGUCCUCCAGCCUGGAGCUGACAGUGGCCUUCUCCAAGCUCCGGGUACAGGAAGAACCAGCACCAGCCAGCAGGGAGCCUGCGCACAUCAGGAAGGCCAAAGCCUCGGACCUCCCGCCCCUGGAGCACCUGUUUGCAGAAGGCCUGUUCUUCACCUUGGCGGACAUUGUGCUCUUGCCUUGCAUCCACCAGUUCUUGGUAAUUAUCUGCAAGAAAUUUUCUGAGAAGCUGAUAGAAUUUCCGCUGCUAGCCUCUUGGUACCAGAGAAUUCAGGAAGUACCAAGAGUGAAAACAGCAGCUUCUAAGUGUGGGAUUCAAUUUCUGCUUUUACCAGAGUUUUUGACCACCUCAAAUGAACAGCAUCCGAACCUCAGUGAGGUCCCAAAUGUAGAGGAGCAAAGUGAUCCUUUAUUUAUAGGAGGGCCGAGACCAACUCUGACCAAGUUAAUGGAAAAAGGCAUUGAAGUGGUGUUUUCUCCCCACCCUUGCCCUGCUUGGACACUUGAUUGGAAUGAGCUUCCUGCGGCAGUGAGCCCAAAGGAAGGUAAAAUGUCCAGUGACCGAGCUUUGAGGAAGCAGCAGCAGUUAAACAACCUCGCUUACGUGGUGACCGGUCAGGCCAGACCUGGAGACAGGAUUGUGGAUUUCUGCAGCGGUGGGGGCCACGUUGGAAUUGUCCUUGCUCACAUGUUACCAUCAUGCCAGGUUAUAUUAAUAGAAAACAAGGAACUAUCAUUAAUUCGUGCUAAGAAGAGAAGUGACGAACUCGGCUUAAGCAACAUUUGGUUCAUUCAGGCAAAUAUGGAGUAUUUCACAGGGACGUUUAAUAUUGGGGUGGCACUGCACGCUUGUGGAGUAGCUACAGACAUGGUGAUUGAGCACUGCGUCAACACACGGGCUUCCUUCGUCACGUGCCCUUGCUGUUACGGCUUCAUUCAGAACACCUCAAAGUUUAAUUUUCCAAAAAGUGAACAAUUCAAGAAAACCUUAUCAUACAAGGAACACAUGAUUCUGUGCAGAUUUGCAGAUCAGACAGGUGUCCAGCUUCCACCCCAGCGAAGGCUCAUAGGGAAGCAGUGCAUGUGCCUGGUGGACCUGGACCGAGCCAGAGCUGCAGAAGAACGGGGCUACUCAGUUCAGGUGAUCUCCAUGGAGCCAGAGAGCUGCUCCCCCAAGAACAACAUGAUCGUGGGCGUCCCCGUUUAGAACGAUAGAGUCGCGUGUGGUGUUUUCCCGUCCAUCUCAAGGUGAAAGCCCGUGUAUUCAGGGGUCUCGGCAUGAGUAGGAAACGCACGAGCCAUCUUGAGCCUCCUGUGCUCAGGAGGAAAGCCAGAGAGGCCCGCGGUAGA
Tupaia belangeri chinensis (Chinese tree shrew) is the source of this 2253-nucleotide messenger RNA. It is a transcript of the gene GSTCD, whose product is annotated as glutathione S-transferase C-terminal domain containing. The transcript has 11 exons. Lineage: Eukaryota; Metazoa; Chordata; Mammalia; Scandentia; Tupaiidae. Bases 224 to 2110 code for a protein of 628 amino acids. The record is from RefSeq and is a predicted model, not a curated record. Gene Ontology annotation, cellular component: cytoplasm.